Molecule: messenger RNA, 1888 nt
Organism: Arvicanthis niloticus (Nile rat)
Lineage: Eukaryota; Metazoa; Chordata; Mammalia; Rodentia; Muridae
Gene: Tsks
Product: testis specific serine kinase substrate
Cellular component (GO): centriole
Molecular function (GO): protein kinase binding
Source: RefSeq, a predicted model, not a curated record
GGGGCCCGGCGGGCAGAGUAGAUGGUGAGUCUCCCCCUGGGAGCAGGCCCCCCCGCGCCAUGGCAAGCGUGGUGGUGAAGACAAUCUGGCAAUCCAAAGAGAUCCACGAAGCGGGGGACCCACCUGCGGGGGUCGAGAGCCGCGCCCAGCUGGUCCCCGAGGCUCCCGGGGGGGUGACCAGCCCUGCCAAAGGGAUAACGAAGAAAAAGAAGGCCGUGUCCUUCCAUGGGGUGGAGCCCCGGAUGUCCCAUGAGCCGAUGCACUGGUGCCUGAACCUCAAGCGGUCCUCUGCCUGCACCAACGUGUCCUUGCUCAACCUGGCUGCCAUGGAACCCGACUCCUCUGGCACAGACUCAACCACAGAGGACAGUGGUCCACUGGCACUGCCAGGGCCACCUGCUUCCCCUACAACACCCUGGGCUCCAGAGGACCCUGACAUCACAGAACUACUGAGUGGGGUCAACAGUGGAUUGGUACGUGCCAAAGACUCCAUCACCAGCUUAAAGGAAAAGACCACGCGGGUUAAUCAGCACGUUCAGACACUGCAGAGCGAGUGCUCUGUGCUGAGUGAGAAUCUGGAAAGAAGGCGGCAGGAGGCAGAGGAGUUGGAGGGGUACUGCAGUCAACUGAAGGAGAACUGCCGCAAGGUGACCCGUUCAGUGGAAGACGCUGAAAUCAAAACCAAUGUCCUGAAGCAGAACUCUGCCUUGCUGGAGGAGAAGCUAAGAUACCUCCAGCAGCAAUUGCAAGAUGAGACGCCCCGGAGACAGGAGGCCGAGUUGCAGGAGCUGGAGCAAAAGCUGGAGGCUGGUCUUUCCCGGCAUGGCUUGAGCCCUGCCACUCCCAUUCAGGGCUGCUCCGGUCCUCCUGGCAGCCCCGAGGAGCCCCCGCGGCCGCGAGGCCUGUCCUCCAGUGGUUGGGGCAUGGCAAUCCGCGCAGGGGAGGGACCCUCGCUGAGCGAGCAGGAGUUGCAGAAGGUCUCCACCGGCUUGGAGGAGCUGAGGAGGGAGGUGUCCUCGCUGGCAGCCCGGUGGCAUCAAGAGGAGGGGGCGGUGCAGGAGGCCCUGAGGUUGCUAGGAGGCCUGGGCGGCCGUCUGGAUGGCUUCCUGGGCCAGUGGGAGAGGGCACAGCGGGAACAAGCACAGUCCGCACGGGGCUUGCAGGAGCUGCGAGGGCGAGCAGAUGAGUUGUGCACUAUGGUGGAGAGAUCAGCCGUGUCUGUCGCUUCACUGAGGAGCGAACUGGAGGCGCUGGGCCCAGUAAAACCCAUUCUGGAAGAGCUGGGACGGCAACUUCAGAACUCCCGAAGGGGAGCUGACCACGUCUUGAACUUGGAUCGGUCUGCCCAAGGCCCCUGUGCCCGCUGUGCCAGCCAGGGGCAGCAGUUAUCCACGGAGUCCCUACAGCAGCUGCUGGAACGUGCACUGACCCCACUGGUGGAUGAGGUGAAGCAGAAGGGUCUGGCUCCUGCCUGCCCCAGUUGCCAGAGGCUACACAAGAAGAUUCUGCCCAGUCCAGUAAGCCCAGCGGCGCCUACACUCCUCUCCCCAGGAGCUGGAGCGCCAGGCCUUGGCCAAACACGUCAGGGCAGAGGCCCUGAGCUCCACCCUUCGGCUGGCCCAAGACGAGGCCGUUCGGGCCAAGAACCUACUGCUGACGGACAAGAUGAAGCCGGAGUGAGGACAGAGGCGGAGGGCAUGGGAGGAGGGGAGAAGGUGGCCACUUUGGACUAUAUGCAUUUGAAGAUGUGUUCCCUCCACGACCAACUCAGCCACCUGCCACUUGAGGGGUCCACAGGGGCAAUGGGGGGAGGAAGCACUGGAGGGGCUCCCCCUAAACGUGGGGGCCCAGGCUCUGAACAAUAAAUGGCCUCUCAUGCUGGCAUGAA